Messenger RNA from Rhododendron vialii, 2464 nucleotides. RefSeq names its product bZIP transcription factor 29-like. The transcript is spliced from 5 exons. Lineage: Eukaryota; Viridiplantae; Streptophyta; Magnoliopsida; Ericales; Ericaceae. The record is from RefSeq and is a predicted model, not a curated record. Gene Ontology annotation, cellular component: nucleus. Bases 439 to 2133 code for a protein of 564 amino acids. Gene Ontology annotation, molecular function: DNA-binding transcription factor activity. Gene Ontology annotation, biological process: regulation of DNA-templated transcription.
GAGUCAUGAAAUCCGUGUAGUAGUCAUCGUCGAUAUAGAGAGAGAAACCUCACACACAUACAAGCAGCUUUUAGAGAGAGAGAGAGAGAGCUUUGUCUUCGUCGUCGUCGUUGUUUCCGCCUCAGCUCUCUCGCACUCCCUCUAGAUUAAAGACUGAGAAACUCCCCCUGCUAACUUGCGCCAAAUGCGGCGUACACAGUCCAUUAGCUGCUGUCUUGCGCACUCGAAAGUGGCCGGUCAUUGUACACAAGAACCUAGGGUUUAGCCUUCAAUUGAAGAGUUGUGUAUGGUUUGCUGCUGUGAUUAAGUUGGGCCUGGACUGAACCGAGCUGAACUGAACUGAACUUUGUCAAGUUGUGUAGGGUUUUUCAAGAGACAUUGUAGAGUUAUAUACUUGCAAGAACAUAUAUAAAGUAGUUGUUUGUGGGUUUUAAGGAAAUGGGAGAAACUGAGGAAGGUCGUAUGGACAUGAUGCGUAGACUGCAAUCUUCAUUUGGGACUUCAUCUUCUUCAAUCCCUAUACAGCAUAAUAGUAUGAGUCAACUGGACAUUCCUCAGUUCAAUUCUUCGCAAAUCCGCGCUCCGAUGAGGCAAUUUUCGCCGAAUUUUAACGCUGAUGGGAGUGGUAAGAGGGUAGGUAUACCACCGUCCCACCCGCAAAUCCCGCCUAUAUCACCUUACUCCCAGAUCCCUGUUACCCGGCCCGCAAACCAACAGAUGGGUUCUCAGAAUUUCGCCCCGAGGCCCACCCAUUCGCGAUCUUUAUCGCAGCCCGCAUUUUUCUCCUUUGAUUCACUGCCUCCGUUGAGCCCGUCGCCGUAUCGUGACUCGCCGUCUACGUCGAAUUCUGGUCCUGUAUCUACAGUUGAUGUGUCAAUGGAGGAGAGAGAUGCAAACUUGCAGUCUUUGUUAUUGCCGCCCUCCCAUAUCGGAAGGGGUGGUUCUUCGAAGGUAGGGGAGAGUCUUCCUCCUCGCAAGGCGCAUAGGCGAUCUAAUAGCGAUAUCCCAUUUGGGUUGUCUACUAUUAUGCAAUCUUCACCACCUCUCGUCCCAUUAAAGAGUCCCAGUGGAUUUGAGCAGUCUUUAUUCAGAGACAAUUCAUGUGCUAAGCCGAUCCAGCUGGUUAAACGUGAGACAAGUUGGGAUAAAAGUGGGGAAAGCAAUGUAGAAGGGAUGGGUGAGAGGAAACCAGAAGGAGAAGUUAUGGAUGAUCUAUUUUCGGCUUACAUGAAUUUGGACAACCUUGACACUUUAAACUCUUCUGGAACCGAUGACAAGCAGUCGAUGGAGAAUCGCGAGGAUUUGGAUAGUAGAGCCAGUGGUACAAAGACAAACGGAGGCGACAGCAGUGACAAUGAAGCAACGAGUUGUGUGAAUGAAAGUGGGAAUGGUUUGUAUAGGCAAGGCAUCAAUUCUUUGAAUGAGAGAAGAGAAGGGAACAAAAGAAAUGCAGGGGGAGAUAUUACUCCGACCACUAGACACUAUAGAAGUGUUUCCAUGGAUAGCUUUAUGGGGAAGCUUAACUUUGGUGACGAGUCUCCAAAACUGCCGCCUUCCCCUGGGUUACGCCCUGGACAAUUGUCUCCCAGCAAUUCAAAUGACGAGAAUUCAAAUACCUUUAGCUUGGAAUUUGGAAAUGGUGAAUUUAGUGGGGCUGAACUGAAGAAAAUUAUGGCCAAUGAGAAACUUACCGAGAUAGCAGUAAGUGACCCCAAGCGGGCAAAAAGGAUUUUGGCAAAUCGUCAAUCAGCUGCUCGCUCAAAAGAACGAAAGUUGCGGUAUAUUGCAGAGCUGGAGCACAAAGUUCAAACUUUACAGACGGAAGCAACCACAUUGUCAGCUCAGCUUACCCUAUUGCAGAGAGAUUCUUCUGGACUCAGUAACCAAAACAACGAAUUGAAGUUUCGACUGCAAGCCAUGGAACAACAGGCACAGCUUCGAGAUGCUCUUAAUGAAGCUCUAACUGCGGAGGUUCAAAGAUUGAAGAUUGCUACUGCGGAGAUGAAUGGGGAUCCAACCAAGUUCCAGCAGCUUUCUAUCAGCCCCCAGAUGUUCCAGCGACACCAGCAGCAGCAACAGACUCAACAGCAGCAGCAGAAUGGCAACAAAACCCAAAAGCAAGACCAGUUGUAGGUUCUGCUAAGAUAGAGCUGGGGUGGAAGUUGUAUGCUUCUCAAUUUAGUUUGUCGCCUAUUGUCCUUAUUAUAAGUAGAAGUAAUGCAUUCGUUCAUUGGAUUUGUAUCUCAAAAGACUGAAAAAACGAAGGUGUGGUAGUUGCAGGUUAAACCUCGUUCUGCAUAUCCUUCCCCAAGUCUAUAUAGGUAUAGACAAGAAGCCUUUAUAUCUGUAGCCCUAUAAAUUUGGAUUUAAAGUUUCAUUUUGAAAUGUUUUGUUGCCACAAUUGGAGAGCUGAACUUCAACUCUUCCCGUUGUUUCAUCUGAGUAAAGUACUAGUAUUUCAUUA